AUGAGUCUCGUGCAGGUGCUGAGUGCACUUACCGCCCGCCACGAUGAAGCCCACACUCUGUCGCCGCGACUGGCUUAUACUGAGAACGGUCCAACAUGGGAUAUCAAUCCCCUCCCCAGCGACCAGCGAAAAGGUCUUAUUGCCGUCUCGGUCAUGGCCAUUCUCUCCUUCAUCGCUACCCUCUCCUUGAUCUGCUUCGUCACAUACCGACUGGUCUUCUGGCGCGGCAACUACCAACGCUACAUCGGUUACAACCAAUACGUGAUCCUCAUCUAUAACCUCGUCUUGGCCGAUCUGCAACAGUCGCUCGCCUUUCUGAUCUGUAUCAAAUGGAUCGUCGAAGAUAAAAUCACCGCUUCCUCCUCCGCCUGCUUUCUCCAGGGCUUCUGGCUCCAGGUGGGCGAUCCCAGCAGCGGUCUCUUCGUGCUGGCCAUUGCCUUCCAUACCUUCCUUCUCGUGACCAUGGGCCACAAACUGAGCCACCGCGUCUUUGUCGCGUUCGUCGUGGGGCUCUGGGGGUUUGUCGCCGUGUUGGUCAUCAUUCCUAUCGCCUCCCACGGGAGAUACGUCUUCAUUCCGUCGGGUGCCUGGUGCUGGAUCAACGAAGAGUACGAACCCAUCCGUCUCUGGACGCACUACAUCUGGAUCUUCCUCGCCGAGUUCGGCACCGUCUGUCUCUACGCCAUCAUGUGGUUCCAGCUGCGCCGCCGCAUCGCGCAAUCGGCCAUCCUGGGCGCCAGCCACAUCGAGAGCCUGAAGCGCCUGCGCCGCGUCAUCGGCUACAUGGUGAUCUACCCGGUCGCCUACAUCGUGCUCUCGCUGCCGCUGGCCGCCGGCCGCAUGGCCACCGCCCGCGGCGAGACCCCCAGCGUCGUCUACUUCUGCGUGGCCGGCGCCCUCAUCACCAGCUCCGGCCUCGUCGACGUGCUGCUCUACACCCUCACCCGCCGCAACCUCAUCCUCGAGUCCGAGCCCAGCGCCGACCGCAGCUACAACCGCUUCGCCAGCAGCAGCAAGAACCCCCGCACCACCGACCACCUCACCACCAUCACCGCCGACCCCAAGCUGACGCGCGCCGACAUCAGCGCCCUGCGCACCCGCCGCGGCCGCGACGACGACGUCGACGAUGGCACGAUACGCGACGGGUCCACGGACAAUAUCGUGCAGAACUCGGGCGUCGAGCUCGCCCCCAUCGGCAAGGUGUACCAGCACACGACCAUCGAGAUCACACAUGAACCGGCCUAUCCGUCCGAGGGGGACAGCCAGCGGUCGAGCAAGGACUCGCUCCGCCACGCCCACGCGAAGGUUAACGAGUCGUCGUCGCGCAUGUGGGGGAAGUAA
Molecule: messenger RNA, 1341 nt
Organism: Aspergillus terreus NIH2624
Lineage: Eukaryota; Fungi; Ascomycota; Eurotiomycetes; Eurotiales; Aspergillaceae
Gene: gprC
Product: protein gprC
Exons: 2
Coding region: 1-1341 (446 amino acids)
Biological process (GO): adenylate cyclase-activating G protein-coupled receptor signaling pathway; cell surface receptor signaling pathway
Cellular component (GO): plasma membrane
Molecular function (GO): G protein-coupled receptor activity
Source: RefSeq, a predicted model, not a curated record